This is a messenger RNA of Cuscuta campestris, 1846 nucleotides long. Lineage: Eukaryota; Viridiplantae; Streptophyta; Magnoliopsida; Solanales; Convolvulaceae. The record is from the annotation of a GenBank genome assembly.
UACAGAUUUAGGCAGAACAAUGUUUCAGGAAGGAAAAGCUCAGAAAAUUACGAAGCUAAUGGUAAAGUCGAAAGAAAGAAACCGUCCUGUUUGGUAGCCCAUGUUGGAUUCUAAGCCCAGUUCCAACUUGGUUCCCCUUCCCCAUUUGGUUCGUUUUCCUUUCUUCCACAAUCUGAUACGUUCUUCGUUUCCAGCCUCCAAAUCCAGCCAUGGGUUCCGAUGCGGAUAUGGAAGAUUACGGAUUCGAGUACUCAGACGAGGAACCAGAGGAGCAGGAUGUCGAUAUUGAGAACCAAUAUUACAACUCCAAAGGCCUAGUUGAAUCAGAUCCAGAAGCAGCACUUGAGGGCUUUGCUGAAGUAGUUAGGAUGGAGCCUGAGAAAGCUGAUUGGGGAUUUAAAGCUUUAAAACAAACCGUUAAACUGUACUAUAAGCUGGGGAAAUAUAAAGAAAUGAUGGAUGCUUAUAGAGAAAUGCUGACCUAUAUUAAAUCAGCCGUGACACGAAAUUACAGUGAAAAGUGUAUAAACAAUAUAAUGGAUUUUGUUUCUGGAUCAGCUAGUCAGAACUUCAACCUACUCCAAGAAUUUUACCAGACAACACUGAAGGCCCUUGAAGAGUCUAAGAACGAGAGGUUGUGGUUCAAGACAAAUCUAAAGCUAUGCAAGAUAUGGUUUGACAUGGGUGAAUAUGGGCGAAUGAGCAAGAUCAUGAAAGAGCUUCACAAAUCUUGUCAAAAAGAAGAUGGCUCUGAUGAUCAGAAGAAAGGAACACACUUGUUGGAGGUAUAUGCAAUUGAGAUCCAAAUGUACACUGAGACUAAGAACAACAAAAAGCUGAAGGAAUUAUACCAAAGAGCACUCUCAAUCAAGUCAGCAAUACCUCACCCGCGAAUUUUGGGAAUCAUUCGUGAAUGUGGAGGUAAAAUGCAUAUGGCUGAGCGACAAUGGGCAGAUGCAGCUACAGACUUCUUUGAAGCUUUUAGAAACUAUGAUGAAGCUGGAAACCAUCGCCGUAUACAAUGUCUGAAAUACUUAGUUUUGGCUAAUAUGCUGAUGCAGUCUGAGGUCAAUCCUUUUGAUGGGCAAGAAGCAAAACCAUAUAAAAAUGAUCCUGAGAUACUGGCAAUGACAAACUUGAUAGCAGCGUAUCAACGCAAUGAGAUCCUGGAGUUUGAAAAAAUUCUAAAGAGUAAUAGAAGGACAAUUAUGGAUGAUCCGUUUAUACGAAACUACAUUGAAGAUCUUUUGAGGAAUGUGAGGACUCAAGUGUUGCUCAAACUGAUCAAACCAUACACCCGAAUUCGGAUCCCUUUCAUAUCCAAGGAACUCAAUGUACCUGAAAAAGAUGUGGAGGAGCUGUUGGUGUCGCUAAUAUUGGACAAUCGUAUACAAGGGCACAUCGAUCAGGUCAACCGACUCCUUGAACGUGGUGACAGGUCAAAGGGAAUGAAGAAGUACACUGCAGUGGAUAAAUGGAACACCCAGCUCAGAUCCCUCUACCAGAGUGUUAGUAACAGAGUUUGUUAACUCUCGUAUCUGGAAAAUGGCAAUGGUAAAACAUAAGUUGCACUGGUUAUGUCUUCUUCCCCACCCCCAACCCCCCCACACCCCACCCCACCUUUUUUUGAACCCAGAGGAAUGCCUUUUUUUGCACUGAGCAUGUUUAUAUGGUAGAAAUUAGUUAUGCCUGAUUCAAUGGAAAAGUUGUGAGAUACCAAAAUUGGUUAUGUUUGGUUCAAAGAAAAAAGUGUUGAAAAUAUCAAAGUUGGCUGUGUGGUUCAACGGAAAACACAUUGCACUAUACAUAUUCGAUGAAACUUAGAUAUGCGAUGUUUUGAAAAUCG